This is a messenger RNA of Cladophialophora yegresii CBS 114405, 2958 nucleotides long. RefSeq lists its product as uncharacterized. Bases 1 to 2958 code for a protein of 985 amino acids. The record is from RefSeq and is a predicted model, not a curated record. Gene Ontology annotation, molecular function: transcription coregulator activity. The transcript has 2 exons. Gene Ontology annotation, cellular component: SAGA complex. Gene Ontology annotation, biological process: regulation of transcription by RNA polymerase II. NCBI's taxonomy places the organism in Eukaryota, Fungi, Ascomycota, Eurotiomycetes, Chaetothyriales, Herpotrichiellaceae.
AUGGCUGCAGUCAUGGCGAAGCCUGCGGGCACGGCGACCAAGAUGAAGAAGCCCCCCACGCCCGUGCUGCAGACAAAUAUCAACGGACACAAGCCUACAGCGCCCUCUGCCUCUCCAUCCAGCGUGCGCAAGAGCCUUCCUGGACAGAUUCAAACCCCGACGUCUGCGACCAGCAAUACCGCCGCGACAAACGGCGCAGCUCGACCGAAUCGGCGGCUUCAGCGCUUGACCACAAGAAAUAACACGGUGGACAGUGGACCCCAGGAUAAACGGGCGGCCAAGAAGUAUCCGGAGCCAUAUGUUCCCAAGGAGACUCACAUCCUGCGCAAGUUCAAGGGCUGCACCCCCUCUCUCAUUGUACAUCUUCAUCCCACCCAUUUUCGCUUCGAUCAACAGGACGGCAGUUUCAGCUACCACUCCGAAAUGCGCGUCUUCAUCGAACAUCUCGCCAAGGGCACCAUUCCGCAUGACAUGGUGGAAGAGUUUCGGAAGUCAGAUGUCAAGUACUACGAUGGUUGGCUCAUAGUCCGGGUGGUGGACCAUAAGUCGGCCGCAAAAGGAGCCCUUGCCUCGGGUGCCGCUGCAGACGACGAGAGGCCGUUCUCUAUUCAUAAUUACAACCAAUACAUCACGCCCUCGCCUUAUGCGCCUUUCCCGACGAAAGAGCAGUCCGUCGCAAAAUCUCCUCCCCUCAAACAGGAACAGACCGACCAGGGAGGAGUACCUCCUUCCGAGCGGCCUAUCGAUGUCGUCCCCAAGUCAACCAGGCCGCAGCCGAAAGUCUAUCAUGUCGCGCUGCGACCAACCAUCCUAUCCCGACAUAUGGAUCUGGUCAUUGAUGCGAUGCAGCCGGAUCCGAAGUCAAUAGCUCGCAAAGGGUCACAAGCUACUGUGAGUGGCCGCGCAGCUGGUUCGGGCGCUCCUCAGACCCCGGUAUCGGGCAUGCCGCCAACUCCAUCUACCGAGAGAGGCCCGCCGUUCAAGAAGCAAAAGCUAAAGAUCGACCCAAAAGACAUGCUCGAAUAUGAGGGCAGAGUUGUGAAUGCCACGGCGCCCCCUCUAUAUCUCGACCCUGUGGAGGAUCUUGAAGAGGCCGAGACUCUGAUUCACAUGUUGAAAGAUCCACUGCACGAUCAACGGCCACCAUCCCCGAAGAGCCGCAAGAGAACGAUUGCCGAGCUUGCGGCCGAUGAUGCACAAGCGAAGGACCAAGAGCGGUUUAUGCUCGUUAUGGACGAGCGCACCGCCGGUACUAAUGGUGCUGGAAACGCAGGUGCUGCGGAUGGUCAAGCGGCUUCCGCAUUGUUCCAGCCGCGUUUCGAGAAAUUCAAUGCGCUCGAUAACAUUAAGCGUGAAAUCGCAGAGCGCAAGCAACGGGAGAAGGAUCGGCAGCUUCAAGAAGACGAGACUAGGAGGGGCCAGCAAGAGCGGAUGCAGGAGGAAGAGAAGAAGCGCAUCUUGAUGCACCGAACGCAAGAGGCUCGGCUGAUGCGUGCACGGCAGGCGGAAGUGGCGGCCGCUGUGGCUGCACAACAACAGCAACCUGCCCAGCCUGCACAACGGCCUCCUUCUUCUCAAGUUAAUGGCAUUCCUCCUAACAUGCGGAACCAGAUGAUGCAGGGCAGAUCGCCUGUCAUCCGCCAAGGCACUCCACAUAUGGCUUCCUCGCCUGUCGUCACGAGCGCUGCUCAGGGCGGAGCCCCUAUGGCUGUCUCCGGUUCGCAGCAAGGUCACGGAUCACCACCGAGACCGAGCUCGGCCGUACAGCAUGGUCAUCCCAGCGCUCCCAUGGCUAGAGGUCCUAGUCAGCAAGGCCCAAGUCGCAAUGGCACCCCACAAAUCCCUCAUGGCACCCCUGCUCAGAGGAAUGCCACGCCGAUCAUGCGGCAAAACACUCCUGCUCAGGCUGUUACCCAUGCUAGUCCACACGGUGUCACUCCUCAGAUGAUGCCCGCUGGCAUGAUGCCUGGCAUGCAGGCGCAGAUGCCGAAUGGUGUUCAUAGGCAACAGCUGAAUCCCCAACAGAUGGCCGAACUGCAGCGACGGCAUGCUCUGCAACAGCAACAACAAGCGGCCAUGCAGAAUGGAAUGGUUAAUGGCACUCCUCAGAUCUCUCCCGCUCAGAUGGCCCAGAUGCAGGCACAGCAGGCGCAAGCUCAAGCCAACCGAGAGGCCGCAAUCCGGCAGCAGCAGCAGCAACAAGCCAUGCAGUCGCAGCAAGGGACCCCCCAAACCACGCAUAUGUCGCCGGCUCCGAGCCAGAAUCAGAAGGCGUACAAUCAGCAAGUCGCAGAGGCCAUGAAGGCUCAAAUGCAGAGCCUCCAGCAGCAGGGACAAAAUCACGGCUCACCUGCACCUAAUCAUAUGACUCCUCAACAGCAGCAAGCCCAGAUGGUCCAUGCCCAACAGCAGCAACAGCAGCGGAUGAUGCAAGCUCAAGGUCAAAUGAUGGGCCAGGGCAUGCCGCAUCCGCAACAGCGGGUUCAGAUGGAUUCUGAUGCGCAACGGCAGCAGUACCAGCGGUUCUUCCAAGCGUACCAACAACGAUUCGCAGCAGCAGCCGCCGUCAAGUACGGCGGAAAUCCACAGAUGCUUCAACCUCAGGAAGUGCAGCAGAUCAAGGCGCAAGCUCAACAGAUGGCGGCACAGCAAAUGCACAAGCAACGACAAAUGGGAGCUCAAGCGAACCAGGCACAGGCGAUGCAGCAAAUGCAACAACUCCAAGCGCGCCAGCAGAUGGCACAGCAGCAAGGAGGAGGCGGCAUGCCCAACGGCAUGAUGGGAAUGCAGAACAUGCAAGGAGGUCAGGUGCCCCCUAACAUGGCGCAGCUUCUCCAGCAGCAGCAAGCGCAGCAGAUGCAACAGAUGCAGAUGCAGCACGCACAACAGAUGAUGGCCCAGCAGCAACAGCAUCAACAGCAGCAGCAGCAGCAAAAUAUGCAGUUCCAGCAGAGAUAG